This is a messenger RNA of Durio zibethinus, 1459 nucleotides long. RefSeq lists its product as uncharacterized. NCBI's taxonomy places the organism in Eukaryota, Viridiplantae, Streptophyta, Magnoliopsida, Malvales, Malvaceae. The record is from RefSeq and is a predicted model, not a curated record.
GUCAACAGAUCAUUGGUUACUCGAUCCCAUUGAGUGGGCCCAAGGACUUAGAUGGCCAACCAUGAUCUGUCCCACUCCAGAUGUGAAAUGUGUCUCACCUCUCAAUAGAUUGGUUAUGCCUAAGCUAAUGGCUAGGCAAGUAAAGCAUGUUUUCUACGUGUGAGCAAAUCACAUACUUCUUCCUACUAAAGCGUCAAUUCCUAACAGCAAUGGCAUUCCCGUGAAUAACAACUAAAUCACUGGGUAGUCUUCUAAAGCCAAUGAUCAAACGCAGCGUUCCGUAUCCCCCAACAAGUACUACGACUAUUACAGUUAGGAACUAACUACGGUUAAAAUCCUAACUGUUAUGGAAGUAACCAUGGUUAAUUCAUCCUCCCCAAUCAAAACCUUUCCUUUUAAAAACCUCACCCUCACGAACACCACAAAGCAACUGCGAGAAAAGUGAGAGGGAACCAAACAGAAACUGCAGGAAAGUGCGAGACUUCUCAAGAAAGUGGCCAUAUAAAAAAAAAAAGUGAUAACUUCACUGAAAAAAUGGCGUUUUACGUCGGCGAAGAAGAGGUCUGGAAAUGCCCAAAGCAUCCUUCGAAACGUCGCCGCAGUGGAAUUUGUCCGGUUUGCCUCCGAGACAAGCUCGCUUCUCUUUGCCCAGACUGCGCCCACGCGCGUCCUUGCGCAUGUAGCGCAACCUCUUCUUCUUCCUCCUCAUCUUCCACCUUCUCUCGCUUCUCAACUGCGGCGGUCAGGGAUAUCUCAGGUGUAGGCGCUGUUGGUCGAGUUUCUAAUCUUUUCGAAAGCGAACCCACGUUCCGACGAUCCAGGUCCCUCGCGAUUCCUUUUCUCAGACCGAAACCUGAGAGUUUAAGAGAAAAGAAUGAUUUGGCGGGUAAAAAGAGCAAUACUCCGUCUUUUUGGUCGAUGUUUAGAGCUAGCAAUAAGAGCAAGCAAUACGAGAGUAAAGAUCAUCAAAGAGAAGGCGAGAAAGAGAGAAUAGCGGCGGAGGAAGAACGGAGGAAGAUGAUGAGGAAGUCAAGGUCAGUGGCGGUGACGUCACAUUCCGGCAUCGGAGAUUUGAAAUCGUCGUCGUCCACUAAAGGAAAGAGCUGGUAUUUCCCGAGUCCGAUGAAGGUUUUCAGGCAAACUAGGGUUUCCAAAUUGGUAUUCCAAGAACGCUCUCCUUUGUAUAGGUAGAGGUUGAUUUCUUUUAGUCUUUUUUUUUUUUUUCCUUUAUAAUUUGUAUAGUAAUAAAAAAGUAAAUGUCACAAAAUUAACAACAGAAACAAAAGAACGAAAAUAUGACUAUAUUUUAAAACUAUUUUGGAAUUUGAGGUUUUGUAACUGACUGAAUAUGAGUGACUGAUGGUAGAAUGUUGAGUCAGACGAAGGAAUUUCAUUUUUUUUUGUUUAAUAUAACAUGUUUAUGGCUAUCGUAUUAUUGCAAUUGAUUUAAAUUUUAGUC